UUAAAUUGUAUGUACAUGUACAUCAUUCAGUUUUCGGAUUGUUUAUCAUUAUCAUAUUAGUUGUAUUUUGGCGGCGAUUUACCUAACAAUUUUGCUAAUGGACAAAAUUAAUGAUAAACAAUGGAGUUAACACAGCGACUUGAGUGUACACAAGAAUUGUAUCCAAACAAUUCGGAAAAAGCUCUCCCUGAACAAAUCGGCUUUUUGGGCAUUUGCGGCACAAAAUAUCCCUUGAAGAAAGGACCAAACAAAAUUGGUCGAGAUCCUGCUACUUGUAAUAUCAUUUUAAACUUUAAUUCAAUAUCGCGGCAGCAUGCCGUGAUUAACAUAUUGAACAGUCAAGAGUUCAUGCUCAUGGACUUAGGCUCGGCUAACAAUACAAAACUCAGUGAUAAAACAUUAGAUGCAUACAUUCCAUAUCCGUUGAAGAAUGGAGACAUGGUGCAAUUUGGACAGAUUUUUGGUGUGUUUAGACUAUUGGAGGAAGAUAAUGAUUUACCAAUGACUCAAGCAUUAGACAUACCUGAGACACCAGUACAAAAAAAACAUGUUUCGAAGCUAAAUAGUGUACACGCUACUACUAUACCGGAAUCACCUGAUAUCAGCGACAGAGAUGAUUCUUUCAUAGCUCCAUCACAACCAAAACCAAAAAAUCUAUUGAAAAGUCCAAGCAAAAAUUUCAUUAAAUCCUCUGGCAAAACUAUAUCAAUUAAACCUGUUGGCACAAACAAGAUAGACAAUGUAUACUGGAGCUCUUCUAAAAAGUCAGAUUCUUUUAGCUUGCAAUCUAACACUUCAAAUAUUGAUAUUUAUUUACUAUCAGACAGUAAUACAUCGAACCCCCCAAAUAUACAUGAAUUAGAAACACAGGUGCCUUUUAAAGAUAAUGGUUCCCCAGAUUCAAUUUAUAAUGCAAAUACACAAGCUAUAGAAAACCUGGAAAAUCCAAUCUCGUCCACUAUUCAUAAUGCAGAAACGCAAAUACCCACAUAUUUACCACAAGUUUGUAAAAUACAAGAUCAACAUGACGUACAUUUUAAUUUUACAACUGAUAAUAAGGAGAAUGAUAACAAUAUAUAUAAUGCUGAAACACAGGAUGAAUCGAAAAAUUUAAUUUCAAGUAAAAAUACUACUAACGACCUAACAUCAAAUUCAUUAAGUAACGAAAAAGCUAAAAACGAUGGUAAUUUAUCUGAUGACGAAAUAUUAUUUGAUGAUAUUGAUACUCCAUUUGAGGAAAAUUUUGAAUCACAAGCUUUAAUACCAGCAGAAUUUGAUGUAAUAAAUAAUGACAAUCACGAAGUUGUUGAAGAUAUACAACAAACACAAGAAAUAACGUUUAAACGUGCUAAAAGAGUAUGUAGACUAAAAUCUGAUAGUUCAACUGAUUGUGAAGAUAUUAAUAUUGUGAUGACACAAAAAGUACCAGGGAUUGACGAUGAUACGACUGACUGUGAAAAUAAACCAGAUGUUACAAAAACAACUCAAAAUAAAAAGGUUGUUAUUGAUGAAGACGUAACCGAUUGUGAGGAUAACGUAGAAGAAAAUGAUUUACUUUCACCAAAUAAUAAUAUUAAUAUUAAAAAAGGAGAUGAAAAGAUAGUUAUUGAUGAUGAUAUUACAGACUGUGAAGAUAAUAUUGACGAAAGCAAUUUAAUUCUGCCCAAAAAACAUAAAAAUAUAGAUGAAAUGGACACACAAAUUAUAGAAAUAGAUGGCGCAAACAUCGCGGAUAUACCAACACAAGUUAUUGAAAAAAUAAAUGAUUCAAAGGAGAAGGAAGUUUGCUUUGAAGAUCUACCGACGCAAAUUUUAGAGGAAGAGCAAGAAAAAGAUUUAUGUUUUGAAGAACAAUUGACGCAAAAGAUAUAUUCUGAAGAAAUCGUUUCUCCAUUCAAAUUACCCAAACCAUCGCCUUUUAAACUGAGGAAGAAAAAUAAUCCUGAAUUGAAAAUUGUAAAUCAAAUAAUAAUUAGUGAUAUGAAUAAGUCCAAUGACGACAUAGAUGAUGAGUUAUACUAUGCUGCUACGCAAGAAAUAUUUAAUGACCUAUGUUCACAAAGAGAAUGUUCUCAAGAAAUUGUUAAAAAUCCGAAAUUGUCUAAAGACGGGAAUAGUUCUAAAGUUUCUAUCACGGAAAAGAUUGCCUUAAAUUCUUUUGGUAAAGACACAACUGAUGAUAUUGACAUUGAAGACAAAAUUGAUAAGUUUGUAAAUUCAUUGUCUAAUUCACAAAUUAUUGAUGUCAUAGGUGCAAAUAAAUCGCCAAGAAAGAGUUCUGAGCCUAAAGUCACUAUAAAAAAUGUAAAUUCUGACACAUUUUCUAAAUUGCGAAACUACAAUGAUACUAAAAAAAGUUCUUCCUCCUGUAAAGAUGGAGAUUCGGUAAAUAUGUCGAGUGAAUCGAAAUUAGAAAAUAGUAUUCGGUCUCCUAUUGUAGUGCGAGAUAGAAAAGAACCAACAAAUACAAGAACAGAAUGGAAUGAAAAAGUUGAACUUUUACCUACAAGAGUAAUUACAAGGGUUAGGAAACCUACAUCUAAAAUGCGAAAUAGUGGUGAAGGCAUUAAAAAUGUAUGCGAUAAUAUAAAUAGGUCUAAAAUCAAAGCAGAUAAAAAGUCUGAUAAAGAUUUUACGGAAGCAACAGAAGAUAGCACAAGAGGCAAUAAAGAGAAAUCAAGUAAAAGAAAAAAAAAGUCUGAUCAAUGUGACGGAAAUAACGAUAAGAAACACAGCAAAACAAGUAAACAAGAAACAAAAGUGGAAAAGAAAAAAUCUGAAAACGAAACACGACAAUCAAGAAACACUAGAAAAAAGGAUAAUCCAGAAGCAACAAAACAGUCUAAUUCAAAAUCAAGCAAUGAAAAAGUUCAAAAGGAUAUGUUAAGUUAUUUAAAUAAUACAGAUAGACGUACGCGUAGUCGUAGCAAUCAAAAGUAUGAUGCUAAUGAGGUAGAAGAAUUAAGAGAAAAAGAUAAAUUACAACUAUCUACUAAAGACAAUGUCGCUGAAAAGAAAAGACAUCGUUCACGGAAUAAAGCCACAGAGAAACCUGAAUCGAAUGAAAAGGAAGUAAGGCGAAGUAAAAGAAAAGUCACGCAAAAAUUGGAUGAAAAUUUAAGAAAUAAUAAGAUAUCUAAGGCAUCAACGUCUAAAGGUCAUCAUGAACAAAGUGUGAUUUAUAAUUUGUCAUCCGAUUCUACCGCAGACUCCCCCCAUAAAUUAAAAAGAUCGGCAACUGAACAUUUUGAAGUUCCAAGUACGAAAAAAUCUAAGACAGAUUCAAAUUCUAAUAAUUUAUCUGUGAGAUCCAUUCCGCCUAGAAAAGUUAAAACGCACUAUGUUUUGUUUACAGCAUUUCCUUGUGAAGAAGUGAAGAUGAAAUUAGAAAAAUUAGGGGCUAUAAUAGUAACAGAUGUGAUUCAAUGCACUGUGGUGCUAACAAUUCAAAUAAAGAGAACUUUUAAAUUGCUAUGUGCCGUUGGUCUCGGAAAGCCAAUAGUUGGACCAUCUUGGGUCCAAGCAUGUGUGGACACUAAUAAAAUUGUUGAUCCAUGGCAGUAUUUGAUAAGGGACGACGAAACAGAGAGAAGGUUUCAGUUCAACUUAGAGCGGUCGCUUGUGGCUCGUCGAAACUUUCUUAAGGGAUAUAAUGUAUCUUCCACUCCAAGUGUGAUUCCUAACGCUCAAGAAAUGAAAUUAAUAGUUGAAUGUUCGGGUGGUACAUGGAAGGACGGAGGACCGAAUUGGAUAUGUAUAUCAUCAUUGGCAGAUGAGAAAUUUUGGCCGGCUUUGAAGAAGAAAGGUGCUGUUAUUGUAUCUACUGAGUUCAUACUAGCAGGCGUACUCCGACAGAGAGUUGAAAUUGACAAAAAUAAAUUGUAUUGAAAAAAACAAACAGUUAAGUUAGUUAAGUGAGUGUGAUGUGUAAAAUAUUUACGAAUUUUUGUUGUAAACUAAAAUAUUUAUUUUUAUACGUGCUAUAAUCCGACAUAAAUGUCAUAUACAUACGUCUAGAUA
Molecule: messenger RNA, 4020 nt
Organism: Melitaea cinxia (Glanville fritillary)
Lineage: Eukaryota; Metazoa; Arthropoda; Insecta; Lepidoptera; Nymphalidae
Exons: 8
Coding region: 121-3888 (1255 amino acids)
Molecular function (GO): protein binding
Source: RefSeq, a predicted model, not a curated record